Molecule: messenger RNA, 456 nt
Organism: Rodentolepis nana
Lineage: Eukaryota; Metazoa; Platyhelminthes; Cestoda; Cyclophyllidea; Hymenolepididae
Source: the annotation of a GenBank genome assembly
AUGAGCACCAUGGCGAUGAGGCUUCCGCAUAAAGCACAAUAUUCCAUCUUAGUACGAAAGGGUGACAAGUACUGGGGUUCUAGCUUCGAGAAACAUGUCGGUAUCAUGCCCGACGGUCAGCCGAUAAUUGCCCACGAGAUCAAUAAAAAUGAAUACAUGCAUUUCAAUACAAGAAUGGACUACAUUGGCUACGUUCUAGCUUAUUUGUUCGGUGAUGAAAACAUAUCCACAGAUGAGAAGAUUGUGAGUUUCAUGACUGAGCACGAGGCUGUACCAGUAAAGUCGCUGCCUGAGCACCCAAAAUUAAAGGCGAUUAAUGCGUAUCCCUGGGAAAUCGCAAAUGCAGUUAAAUUAAUAGUUCCACAAUUGCAUAUCUUUGAAAUGAAAGGCGUUGGUGAAUUGAUAAAAAGAAUUCCCAGUGUUCUACCCAAGUCCGCGUACCCAGAAUGUCAAUAG